AUGGCCGGCUCCGGUAAAUCUCAAAAGGGUCGUGGCGGCAUAAGCGGUGGGAUGGGGUCAUCGUCUGGAAGAGCUUCAUCUCACACCUCAAACAGUAGUACCCCGACUUCAAAUCGCCGUCCCCUGCCUAUUCAAUACGCUCAUAGUCAGAGCCCUAUUCCGGAGACAAUCCCACCGCGUGGCUCGACUCUUGCUCCACAGGCGUCGCCGCGUGGCUCUGCUUCACACCCACAGCCGAUCCGUCCCCAACCGCUUCGUCCACCGCCGUACGUUCCACCACAGUGGACUCCACCACCGUACAAUCCACCGCCGGAAGGUCCAGAGACAGACGCUGAACCAAUGGAGGAUCAAUUCCCGGAACAGGCUCAACCACCACCGCAUCAAGAUCCACCGAUGAGUAUCCACGACUUGCUGCAAACACCAGGUCGUACUGACUAUUUACCCAUCUUGGACCCUCUUCCCACCGCAAACACAAUAUGGUUUGAUCGGGAUGAUGGCAAAUUGGUUCGCAAAAUAUCCAAGAUUUUGAAAAGCAAGUUUGAUGGUCCAUACUACUGCUGGACAAAAACGCCUCCAUAUGUUCAAGAUAGGUGUUUCAUAGCCUUUGCGCAUACCAUUGGGAUCCCUUGGUCCAUUCACUCGUGGAAGACGAAUUCAAGGCAUUGCAUUGAAUCGGAUGAAAGACAUGGUCUCCAAAGCAAGGACAAAACGGGUUCGACCAAGUUGGAUUGGGGAAACAUUGUGGGAGAGUAUGUGCGCUUACUGGUCCACCGAGGAGGCCAAAGCGAGAAGUUCUACUGCAUCAAAUGCAAUCAAAUUUCCGAAAGAUGGACUUGGCAAGCGCAUACAUCGGCUAAGUUUGGGGGUGCCAACUCGAGCUCGAUCGAGUUGGGUGUAAAAACCAGAAAAGUGGUCUUUUGGAGCAUUCUGGAGCAUAUGGGACGAGGAGCAUGGAGGGACUUGGCACAUGGAAGCAGCUCAACUGGAUACGCAAAGGAAGAAGGGAGAAGCCAUCUUGAAGACCAGCUCGACCGUCUACUCGACCAACCGGUCGAGUUCCUCAACUCGACCGGCCAAGCUUCAACUCGAUCGAGCUGA
Microthlaspi erraticum is the source of this 1098-nucleotide messenger RNA. Lineage: Eukaryota; Viridiplantae; Streptophyta; Magnoliopsida; Brassicales; Brassicaceae. The record is from the annotation of a GenBank genome assembly.